AAUGCUUAAUUUUAGAGACUUAUCACGAAGAUUCCAUGAUAAGUUAGGAUUAUGGCGUACAAAAUUACACCACAAAUGUAUGAGAAAAUUAAGCAUUUUGCACGUUUCCCUCAAACAGGCGUGUCAUUGAGGCAGAUGGUUAUGUUCGGACAAAAUCCUUCUCAAGGAACCUUGCUAAAAGCAACUCAAUUUCUGGCGGAUGAAUUACCAAUUCGUAUCGCACAUCGCGUUAAGGAAUUAGAUAAUUUACCACACAAUUUGAGUGAAAUGCCAUCAAUAGUUAGAGUCAAGAAUUGGUAUGCUCAGUCUUUCGAGGAGCUUAUCAAUUUUCCAAAACCCGAACUUCCACAAAGUAUAAGGGAAAGACUUUUUGCGACCUCUAAUCCUUCCAAUCCCUCAACUACCAUUAUGUCAACAGCCACAAAACUUGGUCACGGGUACUAUUCACAUGUCGAUGAUAUAGAUUGGCCGCCUGAAGUUCGUUACUAUAAUGAAAAAUUCACAAAGUUGAUUGAAGCAAUUAAAAGGCGCCAUGAUCCUGUCGUAACUACAGUGGCUCAGGGAAUUUUGGAAUAUAAACAGCAUAAAAAAUCUACUAUGAUUGAUACAGAUAUACAAUCCUUUUUAGAUCGUUUUUACAUGUCGCGUAUUGGAAUUCGUAUACUAAUUGGUCAACAUGUUGCGCUUAAUCGUCUUCCAUCAAGACCAGAUUAUGUAGGUAUUAUUUGUACCAAAACCAACAUUGCGAAAACUGUACAAGAAGCAGUGGAUAAUGCCAGGUUUAUUUGCGAAGAAUAUUAUGGACUUUUUCGCGCACCUGAAAUUCAAUUAUAUUGCCCAGAAGAGUUAUCUUUUACUUAUGUUCCUACACAUUUGAACCAUAUGCUAUUUGAAUUAUUAAAAAAUAGUUUACGUGCCUUAGUAGAACUUUUUGGUGAUGACGUUGAUGAAUAUCCCACAAUUAAAGUAAUUGUAGCCGAAGGAAAAGAGGAUAUCACAAUUAAAAUAUUAGAUGAAGGUGGCGGUAUACCAAGAAGUAAUAUUCCUUUAGUAUGGACUUACAUGUAUACGACAGCAGAAGCACAGACGUUGGAUCCUAAUUUCAGUCAAUCAGACUUUAAAGCUCCUAUGGCAGGUUUUGGUUAUGGACUACCCCUUAGUAGACUGUAUGCUAGAUAUUUUGGUGGAGAUUUGAAAUUAAUUUCAAUGGAAGGGUUUGGAACGGAUGUAUAUCUUCAUCUAAACCGAAUCUCAAAUAGUGAUGAACCUCUACAUUAAUAACAUUGCGAACAGGAUAAAUGCUGAUCUGUGUUUAGUACUAAAAAAUAGAAUAAUUUAUAUUAUAUAGUUCUUUCCAAACUAAGACAAAAUUGUUGGCUACAUGAAAUACUAAAUUAAUAUUAUUUUCAUAAUGUAGACAAGACUUCUUUAAUACUUUCUUCAGUGUUAUUAUUAAUUUUGUAAAUCGAUAUUAAAUUUCUUCUAUAAAAAAAAACUUCAAAUCAGAUUAUUAAAUUUAGAAUGUUUCUCGCCA
Molecule: messenger RNA, 1534 nt
Organism: Rhizophagus irregularis DAOM 181602=DAOM 197198
Lineage: Eukaryota; Fungi; Glomeromycota; Glomeromycetes; Glomerales; Glomeraceae
Source: RefSeq, a predicted model, not a curated record